GUGUUCAGUCUUAGAUGCGCACGUUAAACGUUUCUGACUUGUUUUGCUUGCCGUACGCACAAGCGGCACACGCCAGUUCGCUUAUUUCAAAGAAUCCCCUGACUCAGUGACGCAGCAAACAAGUGGUCUGAUGUGACAGGCGCAAAGUGCACUAGCUGCCCUGACAGCUUUUGAGAAACAAGUCAUAUGAGGAUCGCUUCUGUCUAAAAUCCAGCCGUGUGAGUGCAGUGUGGCUCAGUAGGUGUGUUUGUUUCUCCAGUGCUGAUGAGGUUUAGCGGCUGGAUACGUUAAGUCAGCAUUUUUUUUAACUUACUCAUGGUAAAACGACAGGCGUAUUCAACGGAGGGGAGAUAACGUAAACAGGGAUGGAGGAAGGAAGUGAACAUUUCCCAGAAGUAAAUCUUCAAGCCAUCCAAAAUGAGUACAAGAAAGCAUUUGCAUUAAUUAGUAAAGGGCUAACAGAAGAUGAAGCUGGACGGAAAACGGAGGCAAUAGAGAUAUAUAGGGAGGGAAGACGGCACUUACUCAGGGGAAUCAGCAUUGCAACUCAAAGACCUAAAUGCAUAGGACCUGCCUGGGAGUCUGCUGUGCAAAUGCAACAGAAGAUGAAGGAAACUUUAAAUAAUAUUUCCACAAGGCUUACUAUACUGGAACAAGAGACAUCUGUGGCUGGUCCUAUGCCUACAAAUGGAGUUUCAGAUUCCCCUUCAGCUGGAGGAUUAUAUCCUACUCUGCCUUCAAAAGAACAAAAACCUAGCAGACCACCUCCUCCUAUAGUUCUACCAAAUACAGAAAAUCGACCCAUUGGAACCAGCAACUCUCCUUUCAGCUCCCUCAGUCCCAGUCAUCAGGCGAUGCCUACUGAACUGCCUCCUGCUUACUCACCUCAGGCUGCUGAUGGUCACUUAACAUUGUCUUAUGGGACAGACUCUGGUGAGCUAUCUGUAGUGGGAGAUGAAUUUUACAGCCAGAGCUGUAGUGUCCCACCUGUUGAAAGUCUUGGAGCAGAUGGUGAAGAGCUCUUGGUUAUCCCGCAUGGGGUUCAGAUCUUCUAUGUAACUCCAGAAGGGCAAGUGAGUGCUCCAUCGUAUCCUGGAUACCUUCGCAUUAUCAAGUUUACCAACACAGACUUGGACAGAAUGCCCUAUCAGCCACCAGCGUUUCUGCAGGUCUGUGACUGGCUUUUUCCAUUGAUGUCUGCAGAUUCUCCAGUUUUGUUGUGUCGCACAGGAGUAUACAUGUUCCCUGACAUGAUGAGUCAAGUUUCAGGAUCUUAUGUAGGAGUGGUCCUCUCUUCUGAGCUCCCAGAAGUGGAAAGAGAACUCUUUCAGGAUUUAAUGUCACAGCUGACAGACCUUAGAAUUCAGGCCCCAGAAGAUCCUGAAGACACUGUUAACCUAAGCCAGAGUGUACAUAUAGCCAGGCCUGAAGGCGAGGUUGAAGAAUCUAAAAACUUGCCAGAGUGGAGUGAAAAAGUAGCUCACGGUAUUUUGACAGGUGCUUCAUGGUUGAGCUGGGGUCUUGUGAAAGGAGCAGAAUACACUGGAAAAGCAAUCCACCUGGGUGCCUCAAAACUGAGACAACAUAUAAACCCUGAAGAGAAGCCAAUUCAAGUCAACCCGACUGUGGCCAAAGGUUUGCAUGUUGCAAAGCAGGCCAGUGGUGGGGCUGUAAAAGUCAGCCAUUUUCUAGUUGAUGGAGUCUGUAAAAUUGCUAGCACUGUUGGUCGAGAGCUAGCCCCUCACGUGAAAAAGCAUGGCAGCAAACUCAUUCCUGAGUCACUGAAAAAAGACAAAGAUGCAAAGUCAAAUUUAGAUGGAGCCAUGGUGGUGGCAGCCAGCGGUGUACAGGGCUUUGCUGCUGUUUGGACUGGCUUGGAAGUGGCCGCCAAGAGCAUUUCCAAAAGUGUUUCAUCAGAGACUGUCCGUACUGUGAAAUAUAAGUAUGGAGCUGCUGCAGGUGUCGCAACUGACAAUGCUGUCAAUUCUGCAAUCAACGUUGGUGUUACAGCUUUUAAUAUCGACAACCUUGGAAUUAAAGCUGUAGUUAAAAAAACGGGAAAAGAAACUGCCAAAGCCAUUCUCGAAGACUACAAAGUUCAGGAAAAGAAAGAAGAAAAAUGAAUAUUUUAUUAAUAAUAAAUGCGUGAAUUAUUGAUGGAUCGAGAGCAUGACCCGAAUACUAAUAUUGGUGUAUACAAGAUUAUAAAAGUAAUAUACUUAUAUUAUGGAUUUAAAAGGAUUAGUCUUGGGUAUAAAAGAUGAAAUUCUUGUUUGCUAAAUAUCUGAAAACCAAACGAGCUAAAUGUCCAAAGCUUAAAGUAUUUUUGCAAAAUUAUUAAUAAUGUAUAUUUUUAAUAUAUAUAAUUUGAUUUUUUUUCUUGUUAUAGAUGACCUGUUAUCAAAGUUGAACCAGCAGAAUAUAUGUGUUUUUCUUAACUAAUCAGAAACAUGAUUUACAAUUGUAAGCUGUGCACGAUUAAAAACAAAGCAAAAACAAUAAAUAAAAUAUUCAUUCCAACA
Messenger RNA from Erpetoichthys calabaricus (reedfish), 2522 nucleotides. RefSeq names its product spartin a (gene sparta). Gene Ontology annotation, biological process: negative regulation of BMP signaling pathway; cell division. The coding region runs from base 366 to 2123 and encodes 585 amino acids. Gene Ontology annotation, cellular component: plasma membrane. The record is from RefSeq and is a predicted model, not a curated record. NCBI's taxonomy places the organism in Eukaryota, Metazoa, Chordata, Cladistia, Polypteriformes, Polypteridae. The transcript has 8 exons.